This is a messenger RNA of Bursaphelenchus okinawaensis, 2602 nucleotides long. The record is from the annotation of a GenBank genome assembly. NCBI's taxonomy places the organism in Eukaryota, Metazoa, Nematoda, Chromadorea, Rhabditida, Aphelenchoididae.
AUGGACGCACUGGAAAGUCGUCCAUUUUUGGCAUAUCUUUCUCGACUCGACAUUGACAUUGUAAAGCGACUGUUUGAAUCCAAAUCAGCAUGUUUGGCGAUAUUGCGGAUGUUGCCGCCGUUGGUACAGAAAUGUGUUUUACUCAUGGUGUUCAAGACGGAUUUGUAAGUUUAAACUUGAUUUCUUUGAUAUUUUUGACCUUUAGGAGGCUUGAAAACGAAUGUAACAGAAACUACAGAAGCUCCGUGGGAGAGAGUAUUGUGUUAUUGCAGAAGUUGUACAUUUUGAGCGAGGACGAUCCACCUGAACUUAAUGUGGGUAUACGUUGAUGUUAUUGUCGUUUUUUUUUGUUUUUACUGAAUUGUUUUGAAUCUUUUAAAGUUUUAAAAACUUUAGCUAAAUGACUAAUUUAGAUUGAUUUCCGGAUGAAUUACCUUCAAUCUUUGAUGAAACCGUUGUUCUCCAUAGUUGGGUUGAAUCCGGUCACAAGAAUUGAUGAAAAGGUACAAAAAGCAGCCAGUAGAGACUUGUACAAGAAGGCAUUGGAACGAUGGGAAUGUGUGCUGAGUUAUCUAGCUUUACCAGACAGUGCGGCAAACGUUUCGAUGGCAACUGUUGAUCUAUUCGAACAUAUCGGCUUCAUCAAGAGGAAAGGCGACAUGUCCUGUAAGUUUAUGAGUUUAUUUUAUUGUUUUGGUAUUUCGAAUUUUAUUUUAAUGAUGUUUUGUUUGUCGUAUUUUACAUUUAGUAGUUUGAGUUCUGAUCGGAAUUUGGCUUGAUUUUAAGCUAAAAUUGUCGUAUUAUUCACGGUGAAUAUAGUCUGAAGUUGAAUAAUGAUUUUUUUGGCGUUCUUUUCAGUUUGUUACUAAAAGCACGUUUUCAGCACGAGACAUCACAUCACUGGGCUUCCAAUUUUUGCUAUUAGGACGUGCUGAACAGAUUUGGUCGUACUUAAUGUACUACUUGAAGUAUAUUGAGCUAAGUCAACAAGAUGUCUUUCCAUAUGUCGAGUUCUUCUUGAAAUUGUGUUUGUGUGUUGAUCCUGGGGAUUGUAAGUUGAUUUUUCUUUGUUUUUUAUAUUUUCAGGGGUGGAUUUUAAAAAAGAAUGGCGUUUUAGAAAUGUUUUGGAUUGGGUACCUACUAUAAUAUAGUUUAGUCUUUUAAAUGUAUUAGAACUUGAAUGUUUGGAGUUUAUUAGGAAAGAUUUUAGUGUUUGAAGCUUAGCUGAAGUUUUCUAGUAUUAGAAGCGUAAUUAAACCUUAUUUUAGUAUCAGAAACUUCUCAAAAUGUGGACGGUGAGAAGCUUCCGGCUACCCCGUACGUCAUUGAUGAAGAAUGGCCAGAUGUAAUCAAAUCAGGCUUCUUGAAGCAUCUUCGUGAACUUGGCUUAGUUUUCAUCAGGAAAUCAAAGGAUGGAUUCUUCUUUAUUACUCCACUAAUGUCACUUUUGUUGGCUGGAGAUGGUGAACGUGAUGUUGCACUGGAGAACACACGACAGAAAGGGUUCUUGAUAGCAGAAACCAACUAUCGACUGUCAGUAUAUUCAUCAUCUUCUUUACAUUUGUCGAUUUUGAAUCAAUUUGCUGAAAUUCUGGCUAGAUUCAAUAAUAUGGCUGUUGGUGUGAUGACGAGAGAUACUGUAAGGCAGGCUUUACAAAGAGGAAUUACUGCACGACAGAUCACACAGUAUUUGAGGGCGAAUUCACAUCCAAGAGCUGUGGAGACUCAUGGGCAAUAUCAUUGUGUUCCACCGACUGUGGUUGAUCAGGUAUGGCACUUUGGGGAGUUUUGAGAGGGGGGGGCAUGGGGUGGCAAAAAAGUUUUAAGGGAGGGGGGGGAGGGGUGAAAAAUAAUUUCCGGAAGCGGUGGAGGGCGGAAAAAAAUUUAUAAAAGGGGGGGAGGGGUAAAAAAGUUUUAAGGAUGGGAUGAAAAAAAACUUUUAGGGGGGGGGGUGAAUUUUUUUUCGGAAGCGGGAUGAAAUUUUGUAAUGGGAGGAAGGGGAAUGAAGUUUUUUGGAAGGGGUGGAUAAUUUAUAAAAUAUAUAACAAGGAACUUUUUUUUAAAAAAAGCUUUUGUGUAAUGAUAGGUAUAGCAUUGCAGUUUUGUUAAUAAGACUUACCUAACCUAUAAAACAUAGAACAGAUUUUUAGCAUGUUUAUGGCACUAUAAUUUAGGUAUGAAAUUUAUAAUUGACAACCUUGUUAUGUUCUUAAUAAUUUUGAAACAUUUUUCCUAUCUUUAUAUAGCUACCCCUAUCACUACCCAUAUUUUUCAAAAAAAAAUUUUUUCGAUUUUUCGCGUACAGGUACCUACCAGUGGAAUUUUUCGGAUCGGCUCUGGGGGUGGAUUAUAGUUAUUUAUAACCUGCGUCUUCCAGAUCCACUUAUGGGAAGAAGAGCGAGAACGUUUGCAAUGUCAAGACUGUGCCGUCUACAGUAUGUUCGACUCGGACGAACAGUACGAACAACUGAAAAACUUUUCAACGGACAGAGGAUUCCUUCUGUAUGGCGAUGAUAUACAGAGGGUUAUUGUGGUAACAACCGAGGGACACGAACUUGUCAGGGAAUGGUACCAUUCACUCAACGAAAAUCGACAUUUUUAA